ACUGUGAAUACAAUGCGAAAUUCUCUAAUAAUUCUCUGUUUUCUAUCGUUGACAUGGGUCAAUUUGAUUUCUGGCCGUAGCGUGGAUCAAGAUGCUCCAGUAUUGACUGACGUCGAAAAGCUCAGCAGGCUCGAGUUUCUUGAAAAACAUUCAGAGUAUAAAGAGCGACUGAGUGAAUAUGAGAAGAGCGAUUGUCAAAUGUUUAAAAACUCCACCGAUAUUUACAUCGUUUAUUUGCCUGGAAUUGAACCCUUUGCCGCACCCUGUGAAUCACGUAUUGAGGAUGGCGGAUGGACUGUUAUUCAGAGGCGACUCGAAGGCAACAUCAAUUUUCAGCGAAGCUGGAAUGAAUAUCGUGAAGGUUUCGGCGACUUGAGAGGAGAUUUCUUCAUUGGCUUGGAGAAGCUUCAUAGAAUGACCACCGCGCAUACACAGGAAUUAUUAGUCUUUUAUGAAAGAUCGCUUCUGGAGACGAAGCAAGAAAUGUACCGUAAUUUCUUAAUUGGUUCCGAACAGGAAGAAUAUGUGCUAAAGUCAGCAAAGUCGAACGGGUUACUUGGAUUUAGAGGAAAUAUUGGCAAAAAAUUCUCAACCUAUGAUCGAGAUAACGAUGAGUAUUGGUUGGAUAACUGUGCGAAAAUUUAUAACGGUGGCUGGUGGUUCGGCAAGUGCAUCCCAGAAGUUGUCGCCUCCAAUCCGAAUGGACCCUAUUUGCCCGAAGUUACCUCUAAAUCUAGGGGUAUUGUUUUUGCGGGCUUCAAAGGUAUUCGAGCAGUGCAAAUGAUGAUUCGUCCACAAAGGAAAGAGGAUAAAAAAGAUCCAUUUGGCUUGAAGUGGGAGUAGCAGCAUACAUUAAAUAAUUAAAUUAAAUGUAUUUUAUUAUUUGUGUUGCAGCUUUAAAAGUGCAACAUACGAUAUGCAACAUGUAACAUGAGUUGAAAUAAUAUGAUCCAACAGGAAAUAAAAAACAUUA
Molecule: messenger RNA, 973 nt
Organism: Drosophila albomicans
Lineage: Eukaryota; Metazoa; Arthropoda; Insecta; Diptera; Drosophilidae
Product: ficolin-1-like
Exons: 3
Coding region: 13-843 (276 amino acids)
Source: RefSeq, a predicted model, not a curated record